CCGCCGGUGCUGGGAGGAUCGGCGGGGUCUGCCUCCGGCCGUCGUCGCCGGGGCUGAAGUUGGCUCCGUGAGGGAGUCCUAGGGGGGGUCAGAGGGGGUUAGAUCGGACGAGAUGAACCGCAUAAAUUCCUUCGCCGCCACCUCCGCUGACGCUGCUGCUAACCCUAGGACUACUUCUUCUUUUAUGUUGCCUCUCUCUCACCCGACCUUUACUAGUAUUCUUCUCGUCGACAACGUAGUAGAUUAUCUUCAGAAGUUCCUGCAUUAGCUUAGUGUAAAUACUAGACUCGUGGGCUUUAGUUUGCUAGAAGGAAUUAGUCUCUGUUUGGCGUUCAUCUCUACUGGAAACAAUGGCUGCGAUGAACGAAAAGGUGUUGGCUAAAUGCGGAAAGAACGCAGCUAGCCUCAAGAGGAAGCGGGACUGCCCCGCUGCAAACCAUGCUGAUGCCGGCAACACCUCUCAAGUGCAUCAGCGUACUGCUGGAAACUCUGAUAUCAGGUUGUAUGUUGGUGAAGAUCGCAAGGCGAACAUCGCGUGCCACUUAAACAGGCAGAUUUUGCAGGGCUAUCAGAACUUCAUGGCUAGUUCUGCCCCCAAGCGUAUCCUGCUCCGCCAAGGUGGCAACUGGAAAGAAUUUCCAGACAAAAUUGUCAAGCUGGCCCAGGCUGAUUUCAAGACAAAGAAGGCCAUCACAGAACUUGCAUAUGAGAAGCGGCUCUACUUGCUCGACUUUGUCCACAUGACAUUCAUAGACUCCAAGUCUGGGCUUCAGAGGCCGAUAGCUUGGAUUGAUGAUGCUGGAAGGCGCUACUUCCCAGAAGUAUUUGUUGAAGAUCAGGUCUUAUAUAGGAGGAAGGAUCUUGGCAACGGGAAUCACGUCUAUGUUAAAGCUGAGCCUAAUGGGACACGUGAAAUAAAUGACCAGUUCGGAGCAGCGGAGAGCUCUGCUGAAAGCUCCAACUUUGAGUCUAGUACUGAAGAAGUUUCCAGUGCAAAGAGAAUUAGAUCUGUGAAGAGUAUCAUCCAGAAGAAAGUUGUGGAAGUUGGAGAAAAUGUUGGUGAAAAUGAACCGAUGCCUACAGCCUUUAGUUCUCAACCACAGCAAGAUAAGCUGGGUGGGCAGUCACAACAUGGAGUUGUGCAGACACUGUUGAUGCAGGGAAUGGGCAAUGUUAUUGGUUCAAAGGACAUUGUCGGUAUCUACAGAACGCCUCUGGUGAAUAAUUGUAGAGAAGAACGUUUUGGUCUCUUCCAAAAACAGAUAAAGGCCACUACACGUCAGCAUGGUAAUGCAAAUGUGCGUUAUGCCUGGCUUCCUUGCUCGAAAGAAGUUGUGGAUGAAAUGAUGCUGACUGGCACCUUGCAAGUUAAGAAGCCCACUAAGUGUCCACCCUAUGGAACUGGCAUAGUCCUUGCACCAGCUAAUUGCUCCAUUAACUGUGUGAAUUACUCUGAUGUUGAUGAAAAUGGCAUUGUCCAUAUGAUGUUGUGCCGUGUUGUUAUGGGGAACGUAGAAAUAGUUCGCCAUGGAUCUAAGCAGCACCAGCCUAGUAGCGAGUAUUUUGAUAGCGGUGUAGAUGACCUAAAAAACCCGCAGCAUUACAUUGUAUGGGAUAUGAAUCUGAAUAGUCAUGUCUAUUCUGAAUUUGUAGUCACCAUCAAAAUGCCUUCUAAAGCCAAAGAUUCCCUCUUCACACAAGAAGAUUGUCAAGAUUCGUCUGAUGUUUCAAUGGUGUUGAGUCCCAGUUCGCCGGACAGUGUAUCACAGGACAUGAACCUUGAGGCAUCUCCAGCAUUGGGUGGUCAAUGUGCCCCCAUGUUAGGAGGUUCAAUGGCAAAAGCUCCAAGUACACCUUGGAUGCCUUUCUCCAUGUUAUUUGCAGCUAUUUCAACCAAAGUUCCUCGCGAGAAUAUGGACAUGAUCAAUAACUGUUAUGAAGAAUUCAAGACCAAGAAAAUAAGCCGAGUCGAUCUAGUGAAGAGGCUAAGGCAUAUAGUAGGUGACAGAAUGCUGGUAUCCACAAUAAUUCGGCUCCAAGAUAAGUUACCUCCGGUGGUCAGGCGUGAAGCACCCAAUGUACCAGCCAAGCUUGUGGCCGAGCCACGAGAUCAGUGAUCAUUGGUGAAAGAGAUAAGGAACUGGUCGACUUCGACGAUUACCCAGAACCAGGAGGCCAUGAAACAAAUGAUGUCUUCUGAGUUGGUUGUGUCUGUCUAUGCUUAUGCUGCUCUGUUUUUCUGUUUUAGUUGCAACAAGGAAACUGUUCGAGUAUACUUGUGAACGUAAGGUUGUUAAAUAGGAAAAAGGCUCCUUGUUUACCGUUCUGUUUUGUUUUAUCCAGACAACAUUGAGUUUAGUUAAUAAUUGGCAUUUUUGUUAACUUAUACAGCUGCGAGAUUAAUAUCUUGCGCUGCGCUUAUAUUUCUUCAUGCGUGUACGCCUCAUCUGCAGAUGCAGUUUGAGCUCAGAAA
Messenger RNA from Lolium rigidum, 2473 nucleotides. Its product is annotated as probable inactive poly [ADP-ribose] polymerase SRO1. The transcript is spliced from 7 exons. The coding region runs from base 351 to 2117 and encodes 588 amino acids. Lineage: Eukaryota; Viridiplantae; Streptophyta; Magnoliopsida; Poales; Poaceae. Gene Ontology annotation, molecular function: NAD+ poly-ADP-ribosyltransferase activity. The record is from RefSeq and is a predicted model, not a curated record.